CGCUGCAGAGCUGGGCUGCAGCAUCGAACUCGCAGUGUUGCCGGCGCUCCCUAGCGUGCUUGCGGAGACGGUGGUGCCCGUCGAGCCAUGGCAGCGGCAGCCCUCUGGCCUUGGUGCCUCCAGUUGAGGCUGUUGCUGCUGCCGCUGCUGCUGCUUUUGCUUCGGGCGGAUCCUGUGCGGCCUGACAACAAGGUGUUUGGCAACCUGGACCAGGUACGGAUGACCUCAGAGGGCUCUGACUGCCGCUGCAAAUGCAUCAUGAGACCACUGAGCAAGGAUGCAUGCAGCCGGGUACGCAGUGGGCGUGGACGAGUAGAGGACUUCUACUCCGUGGAAACGCUAAGUUCAGGGACCGACUGCCGCUGUUCCUGCACUGCUCCGCCUUCCUCACUCAACCCCUGUGAGAAUGAGUGGAAGAUGGAAAAACUCAAGAAGCAGGCACCUGAGCUACUCAAGCUGCACUCCAUGGUGGAUCUCCUGGAGGGUACUCUAUACAGCAUGGAUCUGAUGAAAGUACAUGCCUACAUCCACAAGGUAGCCUCCCAGAUGAACACGCUGGAGGAGAGCAUCAAGGCCAACCUGAGCCAGGAGAGUGAGAUGGUGAAAGACAGCAUACGUCACCUCAAUGAACAGCUGAAGAGCUAUGAGAACCAGUCAGCCAUCAUGAUGAGCAUUAAGAAGGAACUGUCCAGCCUGGGCCUCCAGUUGCUGCAGAGGGAUGCCGCUGCUGUCCCUGCCGCUGCCCCUGCCUCAAGCCCUGACAGCAAAGCUCAGGACACAGCUGGAGGGCAAGGCAAAGACUUCAACAAAUAUGGCAGCAUGCAAAAGGGCUUCUCAGACAAGGGCCUUGCAAAGCCUCCCACGGAGAAGCUGCUGAAAGUGGAGAAGCUGAGGAAAGAGAGCAUCAAGGGCAAAAUACCCCACCCCUCAGCCAGACCACGUGCCCUGGCCCAGCAGCAGGCAGUGAUCCGAGGCUUCACCUACUACAAGGCGGGCAGGCAGGAGGCCAAACAAGAAGCACCCAAGGCCACGGCUGACAACACUCUCAAGGGCGCUUCCUGGCUGGAGAAACUAUCACCCAAGAUGGAGGCCAAGCUUCCGGAGAAACUACCACCCAAGAUGGAGGCCAAGCUUCCGGAGAAACUACCACCCAAGAUGGAGGCCAAGCUUCCGGAGAAACUACCACCCGAGACGGAGGCCAAGCUUCCGAAGAAACUACCACCCGAGACGGAGGCCAAGCUUCCGGAGAAACUACCACCCGAGACGGAGGCCAAGCUUCCGGAGCCGAACUCUGCCCAACAUGAUGGAGUCUUGCUGCAGGCUUCAGAAGGAGCCAGCUUGGCCCCUGACAUCUCCACUUUCACCCCAACUCCGAUCAGCACUCCCUGGCCCACUGAGCCACCUUUGCAUCCAGAAGGCCAUGGCCCAGGUAGGGAAGGCAGCUGUGAGGGCACCCUCCGAGCUGUGGACCCCCCUAUGAAGCACCACAGUUACGGGCGCCAUGAAGGGGCCUGGAUGAAGGACCCUGCAGCUCUUGAUGACAGAAUCUACGUCACCAACUACUACUAUGGAAACAAUCUGGUGGAGUUUCGAAACCUGGAAAAUUUCAAACAAGGUCGAUGGAGUAACAUGUACAAGCUACCCUACAACUGGAUAGGCACAGGCCAUGUGGUGUACCAGGGUGCCUUCUACUACAACCGUGCCUUCACCAAGAACAUCAUCAAAUAUGACCUGCACCAGCGCUUUGUGGCCUCCUGGGCACUACUGCCUGAUGUGGUCUAUGAAGACACCACACCCUGGAAGUGGCGUGGCCACUCGGACAUUGAUUUUGCUGUAGAUGAGAGUGGUCUGUGGGUCAUCUACCCAGCUGUUGAUGAGCAAGAUGAAGCCCAGCCUGAGGUGAUUGUGUUGAGCCGCCUGGACCCCAGAGACCUCUCUGUGCACCAAGAGACCAUGUGGAAGACACGGCUGAGGAGGAACUCCUAUGGGAACUGCUUCCUGGUGUGUGGCAUCCUGUAUGCUGUGGAUACUUACAACCAGCACGAAAGCCAGGUGGCCUAUGCCUUCGACACCCACACAGGCACUGAUGCUCACCUACAGUUGCCCUUCCUCAAUGAGUUUUCCUACACUACUCAGGUUGACUACAACCCCAAGGAGCGUGUGCUCUAUGCCUGGGACAAUGGCCACCAGCUCACCUACACCCUCCACUUUGUGGUCUGAAUGAAGACCUAUGUUCACAGGGGAGGGCAAGGAGAGGAGUAGGGCUGCUCCUAGCCACUCCUGCAGCUGAUGUCAAUAUCAACUGAGGGUGUCCUGGGCUAGGUAUUGGCUUUGAUGGCAGCCACGGCAGUACUUCCUUAGCACCCAGCAGGUGACACUAGCUUCCAUUGCAGAAUGUUGUGCUGAGGGCUUUUCCUGCAUUUUCCCUUUUGACUCUUUCCCCUGCUUCCCUUGGAGGCAGAGAUCCUUAAGUCCAUUGAGCAGAGGAGGUGACUGAAGCCCAAAGGGGCAGCAUCCCAGUUGUAUUAGGGCAGGCAGUGUUCUUACAAUAGCCACACUUUAUGGAUGAGAUGGCCUCACCUAGUUCUUCCCAUCUCCAGGACCCUUCCCAGGACUCUGCAAAGCCUGAGGUCUUUGGAAAUCUAUGCACUGAAGUUCUGCAGCUCUAGGUCGCUCUUCUGGUUGAAUGCCCAUGACUUUGAGCUUAGAGCCUCUUGACCUGUGGUCAGCCCCAGUGCUCUCCUCUCUACUGUCUGACCACAUUCCAGAAGUUCACCAUCACAGCCACAGAGCAAGAACCAUACCCUGAAGUAGCACUGGCUGGGUCCAUGGCCCUCCCUCUGUGGCUACUUCUUGUCUUCCUGUUCCUUGCACAUUUCUCACCAGAUGAGAAGGUAUAGACAGCUAAGCUGUGGCAGAAUGGGGUGCUGGCCUGAGCUCCCCCCAUCUCAACUCCUGUACCACCCACUAGGCCUUGGCUCCUUCCCUAUCCCUUCCCUUGAGCCUGCAGUCCUUUAUGGGCCUUCACAGCUAGUCUGCUCACACUCAGGGAUUGCUAGGAGUAAGGCGUUUGUCCCUGGAGAGGGUGGCCCCAAGAUGGAACAGGCUCCCUCUUCCUUGUCGAUCCUGAUCUGGUCAUUUGGUGGGCUGGUCCAGCAGCCUGGGAAUCUGGGGGAGACAGGACAGAGGGGUUCAAAAGAGACCUUGGGCCUUCUCAGGUUGCAGGACAAAGCCAGGAGGUGGUCUUAGCACCAGGAUUUUCUUUGAGAUAGGACUUGGGAUUGUGGACAUACUAGUGAACAUGUAUAAGCUACCCUACAAUGGGACUGGCAGCUGUCCUGCUGCUGCUUGUGGCUCACAGCACCUACAGACACAGACAGCCCCGAGAACACGACCUUUCAAGCCAGCCUAUGGCUGCUUUGGACAUUCUUUUUAAAGCUGUAGAGAAGUUCUUUUGCCCAUCUCCUCUUUUUAACCAAAGAAAAUAUAGGUCCCAACAGUUCUAGGAUAUGGAGUGGAGUCAUAUAGAGCAGGACAUAGCUGGUCUCAUUUGGAAAAGCCCUAUACCCUCCCACCUCAGAGACAGCCCUGCCUGCAAAGAUAACAGACCCCCACAGCACCUUUGAAGGUGUCUACCACUGGACCCUGGACCCUUCCUUACACGCUGUGCCUGCUCCUAGGCAAUCUGCAGUGGAUACCAGCUGCCCCAUUAUGAAAUCCCACUGUGCAGCAUUAGGUAGGGAGAUUCAGGUUCUGUGCAGACUUCAUUUCUUCCAGACAUUGUUGGGUGAUGUUUUGCUUAAGGAAUAACUCACCCUUGAAAUAAAGAGGGACAGUGACACCCAGCCCAGCCAAGUCUGACUCAUAGUGGUAGCCACAUCCAGCUCCCCCACCCAGCUGACCACCACAGGCUCCCCUUCCAGCCUCUUCAGAGCACUUGGAACCCCCUUGCGCCACUGCCUGUAUACACCCUGACCUUUCCCUUGGCCCUGGAUGUGGGUUUUUUUCAUGGCUGUGUUUUGUGAUGUCAUAGCCCAACCAUGUGAGAGAUGAUCAGGCAGCUUGCAGCAGUCUGAGGAAAGAGAACACCAGAUCACAUUGGUUUGAAGAGUAAACAUGUGGCAUAGUUUCCAGGGGUGGGACACAGGCCUGCCAUAGAGCCCAGUCAUUCUUCA
Molecule: messenger RNA, 4175 nt
Organism: Peromyscus eremicus (cactus mouse)
Lineage: Eukaryota; Metazoa; Chordata; Mammalia; Rodentia; Cricetidae
Gene: Olfml2a
Product: olfactomedin like 2A
Exons: 8
Coding region: 88-2220 (710 amino acids)
Biological process (GO): signal transduction
Source: RefSeq, a predicted model, not a curated record